Porites lobata is the source of this 6313-nucleotide messenger RNA. NCBI's taxonomy places the organism in Eukaryota, Metazoa, Cnidaria, Anthozoa, Scleractinia, Poritidae. The record is from the annotation of a GenBank genome assembly.
AUGUCAGGUGGCUAUUGUAUGGUAGUGCAGUUUGGAUCUGCAGGAGCAGCCACACUCUCUAGUAAACCGGUGAGAGUAUUGUUUGUAUAACGUGGAGUCUUCAUUACUAGUUACUUCUUGCACAAACCCUUAUUCUAUUGGUAAUAACACUACUUUGAAGAGAACUUGCAAUUUUAUUUGUAAAUUUCUGCAACGUUAGGAAGAGCUAUCUUGAGGGAAACACACAGAAUACCACCUUGUGGUCUUUUUGUUGUCUGCAAAGUAGGGAAGGGCUAACUUGAGCACAACACACCAAAUACCACUCCCGCGUCUGUGUUUUUUUUUUGUCUGUUUCCUUUCCAUUGUACCUUAAAACUGUUGUCCUCUAUAGAGGCACUUCUGUUUAGUGGCAUCUUUUACAGUGGAUGCAUAUCAUUUUUCUACAAAUUAAUCGGUUCAAUUACCUUUAAAAGAAUGUGUUGAGGAGAGUUGUGUUUAGUAACAGUCGAACCUAUACUAACGGCCACCUCUCUACUACGGUCACUUUUUUGGGCAGACAGUCCAUAUAUUGACUCUUGUUUAGAUUUCUCUACAGCGGCUCCUUCUCUGCAACGGCCACUUUCUUCUGUCCCCCAAGGUGGCCGUUGUGGAGGGUUUCAACUGUACUUACUACCCAUCGUUCGGAGAGUUCGUUGGCCUCGUCAGCUAAAUACCCUCCCAAUUCUUAAAUAUAGUAAGAGCCAACUAUGUUCGCUAACAUAGAGUUUCACUUACUGUCUCUUGCAGAUCACAUUUACAGCGAAGGCUGGUCUCCCUGUGAAGCUUGAACCGGAGAAAAUGCCUGCGACUCCUACUGUUUCCAACACUCAAAGGACCAACAGCCGAACCCUGGUGAAGACACUCAAGUUACAACUUAAGGUUCAAAUAUUUACUGUUUUUUUUGUUGCUUUCUCUCCUCACUGUAAUGCCAAAAUGACCCCAUAUUUUCGAUUACCGUCUCUUUGCGAUGUCAUGCGUAUAACUGUAGGCCAGCGUCGGUGAGCGUUAGGGAGAUUACGCAACGACGCGACGGCAACGAGAACGGCAAAAAAGCAAUAGGUGUAGACAAGCAAAACAACAACUUCGAACGUGCAUCACGCUUUAUCGUACAUUUUUCAACCGUCGUUGCACGACUACAACUUCACGUUUUGUCGAGGACGGGAACAAAGGAUAACAACUUUCUUUUUCUUUUCCUGAACUUUGAUGCAGUCUUUUAGAAUUCAACUUCCAAAAAUAUGCCAACAUUUGACGAAUUAAACGAGAAGGAAUAAGCGCAGUAAAGUUUGAGGCGGCGCAAAUUCACUUUUUAAGUGACGUUUUCGUAGCCGUCGCCGUCCUCGUUGCGUAACGAUGUUUCAUAAUAUUGACAGGCCAUACACGACUCCCUUUGGCCAAGUUGUUGUAUAUCUUUGACCUUUAAGCUUCAUAGUUUGAGUUGUUCAUAAUGUUGACCGGCUAUUCACGUCUAUCUUUGGCUCAGUUGCUGUUGCUUUGACUUUACCUUCAUAGUUUAGCUCUUACGAGUAUAUCUUGUAGUGACUUUCCUCUUUUGUAAGAUAUUACGGGAGGGUCUUUAAAGAUUUCUCUAAGCAACGGUUGGUUCUCUAUAAGAUACCACUUGUGCAUAAUGAUUUUUUUUAGAUUCGGUACUGAUGGGCGAUAUUCUGUCACGAAUGGUAGUAUUUUCUUCUGCGUUUUUGUUUUGUUUUGCAAAGCCGACAUUCUUUCGUGAUGCUUGACUUCUGAUAGGUGCUUAUCUAUCACUUUAUCUCUAUAACCCCUCAUACGGAGUCUUUGCUUGAAAUUAGUUACGUUCUCUUCGAACGUUUUCUCAGAAGAGUUUGUUCUGAGUAAUCUUAAGGCCUCGCCUUUUAUGAAUCCUUUCUUAACCCCUGGGGGGUGACAUGAAGAGAAGUACGUGUAUUGGAAAGCUUCUGUCGGUUUGAAGUGUGUACGCACAUCUAGGGUUGAUUCCUUCUUAAAUCUUUCUCCUUUGUAAAUACAUGUAUCCAGAAAGGCGGUUUCUGUUUCUGAAACUUCAGCAGUAAAUUUUACGGUCGGGUGGUGUUUAUUUGCUAGUUCGAUGAAUGAGUAUAUUUCUUCUUUGUCUACAUUCCACAAUGAGAAUAUGUCAUCGAUAAAUCUCUUCCACACUAGUGGUUUGUGCGGACUUUUGUUGAUAAUUUCUGUCUCUAUUGCAGACAUAGAAAUGUUAGCAAAUACAACUGCCAUUUUUGUUCCCAUAGCUGUACCUUGUACUUGGCGGUAAUUUUUUCCAACAAAUUGGAAAGAAUUCUCCUUUAGGAUUAGUCUGAGCAUAUCUGCGAGGUAUUGGCUGGGUAUUGGAGGUUUGUUUUGAUAGAAUGUUUCGUACGCUUUGCAUAUAAUGGUAAUUCCUUCCUCCUGUGGGGUGUUUGUGUAUAGGCUAGUUACAUCCAUAGAGACUAAAAUAGCAUUUUCUACGACCCUGGUUUUCUCUAUGAAGUUGAUAAAGCCUGUCGUAUCUUUAAGAUACGAUUUUUGCGAUUUAGCAAUUGGUUGGAGGAGACUAUCAACAAAUUAAUGAUGAGAUUCUUUCUGUCGGGCCUUCGCAGCCCGAUAUGAUCGGUCUUCCAACUGGUGUUGGUUUGUGAAUCUUUGUGAGAGUGUAGAAUUGUUGUAUUCGCGGCGGAUUUGGCAUGAGGGAUAGCCAUCGUCUUGUCAUCUCGUCUAUAUGUUUUUCUUUGUAAUGCUUAUCUAUCAAUUUCUUGACCCUUUCAGAGGUUUCUACUACCAUUGGUGUUUCUAAGGGUUUGUAGUUUUGUCUGUCGUCUAAUUGUAUUUGACCUUCUUUUAUUUUGUCUUCUUUGUUGAGAACAACAAUAGAAGAGCCUUUAUCUGCUCGUUUUACGUUGAUGUCCGGGAUAUGUUUCAGUUGUUUGAUGGCAAGUUGUUCUCUCUUGGGUAGAUUGUUUCUAGGCGUGAUUGUAUUUAUAUUAGCAAGUUGUAGUUUAACCUCUUCUAGGUAUGUUUCUAGUGCGACUGAUGGUUGGACUGGUGGUUCCCAGUCUGACUUUACAUGAAAGGGGUGUUGCUCUUUAUCUUUUCCAUGAAAGAUAUAUUGUAGACGCAUUCGUCUAGCGAAAGCGUUGAAAUCUUUUAAUAGUUCUGCUCUAACGUGACCUGUGUUUGUCAUUGGUGCGGGGAUAAAUUUAAGACCCUUGACAGAACAUUUAUCUGAUCGCGUGUCAUUUUGUAAUCUGAGAGGUUUUUGAUAUGUUUCUUUCUUGCUUCUGUUAUAUUCUUAUCUAAAUCACGCGCUAUUUUUCGCCUCCGUUCAUUGCUUUUUUUGGUUGACAAUGACUGCUUUUUCUUUCCUCUUUCCCUUUUUAGAUAAUCUAUAUUCUCAGAAAACACUCUCGGAUAAGAUUCACUUUCUUUAUUCUCUUUAGCAUUUUGUAAGACAUACUUCAUUUUGUUGAGUUCGUCUAUUUUCUUCUGGAUAUUCUCUAGUUUCUGUUCGUGACUGCAUUCUAGAGUAUUAGAUGGUAGAGUAUUAGAUGGUACACGUGAUUCCUGCUCUAGUUUUACAAGUUUAGAUUUGCUUCUUUCGACUCUACGGUCGAAAUGACGGAAUAUCGCCCCUCAGUACCGAAUCUAAAAAAAAUCAUCAUGCACAAAUGGUAUCUUAUAGAAAACCAACCGUUGCUUAGAGAAGUCUUUAAAGACCCUCCCAUAAUAUCUUACAAAAGAGGAAAGUCACUACAAGAUAUACUCAACAAAGAAGACAAAAUGAAAGAAGGUGAAAUACAAUUAGACGACAGACAAAACUACAAACCCUUAGAAACACCAAUGGUAGUAGAAACAUCUAAAAGGGUCAAGAAAUUGAUAGAUAAGCUUUACAAAGAGAAACAUAUAGACGAGAUGACAAGACGAUGGCUAUCCCUCACGCCAAAUCCACCUUGAAUACCACAAUUCUACACUCUCACAAAGAUUCACAAACCAACACCAGUUGGAAGACCGAUCAUAUCGGGCUGCGAAGGCCCGACGGAAAGAAUCUCAUCAUUUGUUGAUAGUCUUCUCCAACCAAAAAUCGUAUCUUAAAGAUACGACAGACUUAAUCAACUUCAUAGAGAAAACCAGGGUCGUAGAAAAUGCUAUUUUAGUCUCUAUGGAUGUAACUAGCCUAUACACAAACAUCCCACAGGAGGAAGGAAUUAUCAUUAUAUGCAAAGCAUACGAAAAAUUCUAUCACAACAAACCUCCAAUACCCAGCCAAUACCUCGCAGAUAUGCUCAGACUAAUCCUAAGGGAGAAUUCUUUCCAAUUUGUUGGAAAAAACUACCUCCAAGUACAAGAUACAGCUAUGGGAACAAAAAUGGCAGUUGCAUUUGCUAACAUUUUUAUGUCUGCAAUAGAGACAGAAAUUAUCAACAAAAGUCCGCACAAACCACUAGUGUGGAAGAGAUUUAUCGAUGACAUAUUCUCAUUGUGGAAUGUAGACAAAGAAGAAAUAUACUCAUUCAUCGAACUAGCAAAUAACCACCACCCGACCACAAAAUUUACUGCUGAAGUUUCAGAAACAGAAACCGCCUUUCUGGAUACAUGUAUUUACAAAGGAGAAAGAUUUAAGAAGGAAUCAACCCUAGAUGUGCGUACACACUUCAAACCGACAGAAACUUUCCAAUACACGUACUUCUCUUCAUGUCACCGCCCAGGGGUUAAGAAAGGAUUCAUAAAAGGCGAGGCCUUAAGAUUACUCAGAACAAACUCUUCUGAGAAAACGUUCGAAGAGAACGUAACUAAUUUCAAGCAAAGACUCCGUAUGAGGGGUUAUAGAGAUAAAGUGAUAGAUAAGCACCUAUCAGAAGUCAAGCAUCACGAAAGAAUGUCGGCUUUGCAAAACAAAACAAAAACGCAGAAGAAAAUACUACCAUUCGUGACAGAAUAUCGCCCAUCAGUACUGAAUCUAAAAAAAAUCAUCAUGCACAAAUGUUAUCUUAUAGAAAACCAACCGUUGCUUAGAGAAAUCUUUAAAGACCCUCCCAUAAUAUCUUACAAAAGAGGAAAGUCACUACAAGAUAUACUCGUAAGAGCUAAACUAUGAAGGUAAGGUCAAAGCAACAGCAACUGAGCCAAAGAUAGACGUGAAUAGCUGGUCAACAUUAUGAACAACUCAAACUAUGAAGCUUAAAGGUCAAAGAUAUAUAUACAACAACUUGGCCAAAGGGAGUCGUGUAUGGCCUGUCAACAUUAUGAAACAUAAUUAAAUUUUGGGAAAAGAGUUGUAGAGAGUUGCAGUUGGUUGCCUUCAAAGAUUUCGUCCGUAAUUAACUAGUCUCAAUUUUAGCUACUGCUACUUUGAAGAUGAGUAGCAAGUCGCUGAAAAUGACCAAAACAAAAGAAAAAAAUGAACAACAAAAAGAUGACUCCAUUGACGGCGUCGAUGAAGCAUAACACAAAGGUGGUAACGAUUUUGUCUCCAAGAACUACGUUUACGACAUGAUGAAAGUGCAAGAGUCGAUGUCUCGUAAUUUACUUGAAUCCAUGUUGACCAGUGUUAACAAUAGAAUUGAUGGUGUGAUCAAAGACCUGACAGAAUUGAAUUCAAGUAUUCGUAUCACCUUAAUCUCCUGCCUAGUAGCUUAAAAACCCUCUUUUUAAGUAAUAAUCGGGUUCACCAUUAUGAAACUCGACAGGCCUCUCAGUAUAGACCUCAUUUUCGUAUAACUGAUAUUAAGCGGUUCAGUAUCCUUUAUCGAGGACCAAAAAUCUGGAGUUUGUUGCCAAUUUCACUAAACAGCUCUUCUCCCAUAUUUCCAAAGACGUUUUUUGUUUGUUUGCUUAUUUAUUUAUUAGAUUUAACAUAACAAACGUUGGGCGUUUUUUUCUAUUCUGAUCUGAAACCAACUAAUGUUGCAGCUCUUGUUAGUUGCUGAUCUCUCAACAACGUUAAAAAAUCCUCAGCAUGCAUAUUUAAAGGUCCAUUUCAAUAUUCAACAUUGCUUGAUACACAUUUGUUGAACAACAGCUCAAGCAUUUGUUGAUCAGCAAAUGCUGAACUGCGUGACACUGGCUUUAGGCAGCUUUGAGACAAGAUUGCUCUCUCUGCCGUUUGUUUUAGGACAAAUUUGAUAACCUGACUGGUGAGAAUCUGAAAAGAAAGGUGGUUGUCAAGGUAACGACACCAUCAGAAGGCAUUGACGAGAUCCCUGCUCUGAUUGGAAAUGUAUACUCCUUGGAAGUACCCCUGGUCAAGGGCGUGGCCACAGUACAAAACCUCCUCAUUCAAGAGAACACUGCAGGCAAAGACUGA